AUGGCCCCUCACGCUGAGAUUGACGCGAGCUCCGCGAACGGAUUCGAGCACGCCGCUUCCUCCUCCUCCGCUGCCCCCAAGCAGCUCUUCAUUGUCAAUUCCCCCGACGUCGUCUACACCGACUCGGAAAUCAAGUCCAAGUACACCUACCGCACUACCCAGGUCAAGAAGGACGCCAACGGCCAGUAUGUCGCCACUCCCCAGGAGACCGUCUAUGACUUCAAGGUCGAACGUAAGGUCCCCAAGAUCGGUGUCAUGCUUGUCGGUUGGGGCGGAAACAACGGUUCUACCGUUACCGCUGGUAUCAUUGCCAACCGCCGUGGCCUCACCUGGCAGACCCGCGAGGGAACCAAGAAGUCCAACUACUACGGUUCCAUCCUCAUGGGCUCUACCAUGAAGCUCGGUACCGAUGCUGAGACCAACCAGGACGUCAACAUUCCUUUCCACGACAUCCUUCCCAUGGUUCAUCCCAACGACAUCGUCGUUGGCGGUUGGGACAUUAGCUCCCUCAACCUUGCCGCCGCCAUGGAUCGUGCCCAGGUCCUCGAGCCCACCCUCAAGGACCAGAUCAGGAAGGAGAUGGCCACCAUGACUCCUCUUCCCAGCAUCUAUUACCCCGACUUCAUCGCCGCCAACCAGGAAGAUCGGGCUGACAACCUGAUCCCCGGUACCAAGGCUUGCAACGCCCACGUCGAGCAGAUCCGAAAGCAGAUCCAGGACUUCAAGACUGCCAAUGGCUUGGACAAGGUCAUUGUCCAGUGGACGGCCAACACCGAGCGUUAUGCCGACAUCAUCGAGGGUGUCAAUGACACUGCUGACAACCUCCUCAAGGCCAUCGAAAACGGCCAUGAGGAGGUCGCGCCCUCCACCAUCUUCGCUGUUGCCUGUAUCCUUGACGGCGUUCCCUUCAUCAACGGUUCUCCCCAGAACACCUUCGUUCCUGGAUGCGUUGAGCUUGCCGAGAAGCACAAGUCGUACAUCGGCGGUGACGAUUUCAAGUCGGGCCAGACUAAGAUGAAGUCUGCCUUGGUUGACUUCCUCAUCAAUGCCGGUAUCAAGCUCACUUCCAUUGCCAGCUACAACCAUCUCGGAAACAACGACGGAAAGAACUUGAGCUCCCACAAGCAGUUCCGAUCCAAGGAGAUCUCCAAGUCCAACGUCGUUGAUGACAUGGUCGAGGCCAACUCUGUCCUGUACCAGCCCCACGAGCACCCCGACCACACCGUUGUUAUCAAGUACAUGCCCGCUGUUGGUGACAACAAGCGUGCUCUCGAUGAGUACUAUGCCGACAUUUUCAUGGGUGGCCACCAGACUAUCUCGAUCUUCAACGUCUGCGAGGACUCCCUCCUUGCCGCUCCGUUGAUCAUCGAUCUCGUCGUCAUUACUGAGCUCAUGACCCGCAUCCAGUGGAAGGCUGCUUCGUCUGACGGUGCCGUCACUGCCGACUACAAGGGCUUCCACCCCGUCCUCAGCAUCCUCAGCUACAUGCUCAAGGCUCCCCUGACCCCUCCUGGCACCCCUGUUAUCAACGCCCUGGCUAAGCAGCGUGCCGCUUUGACCAACAUUUUCCGUGCCUGUGUCGGUCUCCAGCCCGAGUCCGAGAUGACUCUCGAGCACAAGCUCUUCUAG
Scedosporium apiospermum is the source of this 1629-nucleotide messenger RNA. Its product is annotated as Inositol-3-phosphate synthase. Gene Ontology annotation, biological process: phospholipid biosynthetic process; inositol biosynthetic process. Gene Ontology annotation, cellular component: cytoplasm. The record is from RefSeq and is a predicted model, not a curated record. The transcript is spliced from 3 exons. The coding region runs from base 1 to 1629 and encodes 542 amino acids. Gene Ontology annotation, molecular function: inositol-3-phosphate synthase activity. Lineage: Eukaryota; Fungi; Ascomycota; Sordariomycetes; Microascales; Microascaceae.